GCUGUUCCUCUGCUGAAAGGAGAACUACGCUGAAAUAAAGACACCAAUAUUCACCGUGAUAUAAAUCUGAAACUCCACCUGAGGCAGGAAAACUUUGAGUAGGCCUUUUUCCAAUCAGCCGCCGACUUGAAUCACUGAACGCGAGUUUUUCAAAGAACCGCAAAUUGGACAGAAAAUAACAAUAGAGAAGUAAGUGUCUUACUUCCUGUUUUAACCUUCUGACUGGUGUGAUUACAGCAUCAGCCAGAGACAAAAUGGCCUCUGGAUUAGAGGAGGAACUCUCCUGCCCUGUUUGUCGAGACAUAUUCAGAGAUCCGGUUUUCCUGUCAUGCAGCCACAGCUUUUGUAAAAACUGUUUGAAAAGAUGGUGGAGGAAGAAACAAAUGCGUGAGUGUCCUGUUUGCAAAACUUCCUCUGGAAGUAAACGGCCACACUGUAACUUGGUGCUGAAGAACACAUGUGAGGCCUUCUUACGGGAAAAAGCUAGUAAAGCUGCGUCUGAGUCCGAGUAUCUGUGCAGCCUGCACUCUGAGAAGCUGAAACUGUUCUGUGUGGACCAUCAGCAGCCUGUGUGUCUCAUCUGCAGAGACUCCAAAUCCCAUAAGAACCACAGGUUCAGACCCAUCCGUGAGGCUGCACAGGAUUACAGAAAGGAGCUGCAGGAAUCUCUGUCUCUCUUACAGGAGAAUUUGAAGCUUUUUCACCAAGUUAAAGGAAACUAUGACCAAACAGCAGAACACAUUCAGGUCCAGGCCCAAAGCACAGAGACAGAGAUAAGGAAGCAGUUUCAGAAGCUGCACCUGUUUCUCCAAGAGGAAGAGGAUGCUAGGGUUAUUGCUCUGAGGAAGGAAGAAGAGCAGAAGAGUGAAAUUAUAAAGGAGAAGACUGACGCUCUAAGCAGAGAGAUAGCAGCACUUUCAGAUACAGCCCGAGUCACAGAGGAGAAGCUGAGAGCUGCAGAUGUCUCAUUCCUGCAGAGCUACAAGGCUGCAGUUGAAAGAGUCCAACAGUGCUCCCACCUGAAUGGUCCACAGCUGGACUCAGGAGCGCUGAUAGACGAGGCCAAACAUCUGGGCAACCUAACCUUCAGCAUAUGGAACAAGAUGAAGGAGGUGGUCUCUUAUACACCUGUGAUUCUGGAUCCAAACACAGCUGAAGCGGGACUCAUCUUGUCUGAGGAUCUGAUGAGUGUGAGAUGCGGAGAAAGACAGAAACUUCCAGAGAAUCCUGAGAGAUUUGACUGUCAUGGCAUGAUCCUGGCCUCUGAAGGCUUUAACUCAGGCACCCAUAGGUGGACUGUUGAAGUUGGAGACAGCACAGCCUGGUUCGUUGGUGUUGUGGCACAAACGUUCAGACGGAAGGGAUGCACUGACAUUAAGUCCGGACUGUGGGCCGUCGCUUUUUCUAAGGGCAAAUACGUCAUCAUCUCCCCACCGGAUCCUUCACCUUUUCAUCCGGAGAGGAAGCUGCAGGCGAUCAGUGUUCAUCUGGACUGUGAGAGAGGAGGCGUGUCUUUCUUUAAUGCUGAAACUAACACACACAUCCACAGCUUAACACACACUUGCACUGAGACGUUGUUUCCAGUCUUUUACACAGGAAGCAAAUUCCCGUUAAAGAUUUUACCCCAGGUGUUUGAUGAUAAUGGAGACAGCAGCAGUGAUGAUGGUGCUCAGGCUGUUAAUGCUGAGGGUGGAGGUGACAUUGCUGCUGAUGCUGCUGAUUUUGAAGAAAGCUAAAAAAAAAAAAAAAAGAAAAGACUUUGAAGUGGAAUGAUCAUGAUCAUCGCAAUGAUAAUUGCAAUUUCCCUCUGGGAUUAAUAAAGUAUUCUUCAUUUCAUUUCAUGAGAUUGCAGCAUUAUCACAUGAGAUUCAAGCUCUGCUUGAACACUGUUCAAAGGGGCAUGAUUUAUUAAUAACUAGAAUAUUAAGGCAGCAAAAUAGAACCUAAAAUUUCCCAAGUUUAACCCUCACUUCCAAGUUAUUACUCCUAAAGCCAAACUAUCUUCUAAACAGACACCACAGUGUCAGAAUGGGAGCACGAGGAAAUAUUUUUGUGGUAAAAUCAGAUUAAUUUUCAUUUUCUAGACACUUGUUUUGAUCAGAAAAAAAAACAAGAAAAUGAAGAUAAUCCUGUGUUGCUGUAUUCAAAGACAGAAUUUGUCUGGUGAACUGGGAACUAAAACAGUGUUGUUGGAUCAAACUAUGAUUCGGGAUUAAAACAUAAGAAUGAUUAAAAAUUCAUCUUAAACACCACAGACGUCACGAGCCUCUGCUGUAUUUUUAUGGCAGUUGCAGCUCUGGUCAGCAGGUGUCGCUGUUGUUAAACUUAAAUUUCAGUGUUGACCCAGUAAAUUUCUAUCAGAUAGAAGGAAAAUAAAGUUCAGGCUGACUCAAACAAAAUGAAAAAACCUGAAAAGGAUGCAGCUCAUCAAAUCUCUGAGCACUCUGAUGAAAUUUCAUGUUCAUUAAUAAAAAACAUCCGUCUAUGGCAACAUAUUUUCUCUGCAGCCCAACUGUUGUUUAUUUAAAGAAAGGUAGUAUGAUGUGAUAAAACAAGUAAAACACAACAUUCAAUCUGGGAUUUAAUCAUUUUUAAGUUGGAUAAAACUUUGAAAGAUCUGAAAUAAAAUCAGAAAGUCAUAAACAGUAAAAAUAAAUAAAUUAAAAAAUAAAAAUAAUAAUAAAAUAAGUUGUUUCUUUGUAUCCAAUCAGAGCACUGGUUGCAGUGAUGGCAUGGAUCUUUAUACAAUUUAUUCAACUGUUUAUUUUAACUGCACUACAUUCAAGAAGCAGAUUUUGUUCUGUUUUAUUUAAAUGCUUUUAUGACUUUUGCUUUUAUAUCAGACUUUUUUAUAUAUAUAAAAACAUUUUUCAGGCUUCAACCAGCAGCUUCUGACAGGUUUUCAUUGCUAACUGUAUUCUGGUGCUUCUGUGUGUACUGCUGGAUCCGUUGUCAUGUUUAAGUAGUUUAACUAAAAAAAAAUAAUAAUAACAUCUAUUCAUUAAAGUCAAUUUUAUUGAGUUUAACAUGAAUAAUAAUGAUGUAGCUGUUUUUUUUCCUUUCCUUUGUUGUAACACAUACCAUCCCUGGGGAUCUGGUAAGAUUAGUUUAAUAUUUAAUUGAAAAUAAGUGUUUUGAAAAUAAAUAAAUAAAUAAAUAAAAAAAAAGAAGUAUAUCAGAAAAUGUUAAUCAUUUCACAGCACCCCUGAUUUUUCUUGUAAAGUAAUGCUUAAUCAUUGAUAGUGACAGGAAAUAAAUAAUAAUGACUUUUUUAUAGUCAGAAGUUAAAAAAAAUGUGCAAAAUUUCCACAUAGAUUAAAAAUGUAUCCAAAACUUCAAUUGGUACUUUUACUUAAGUAGUAAUCUGAGUACAUUCUUAAACAAGGCUGUUUUUUUUUUUUACCAGUUUAAUG
Messenger RNA from Melanotaenia boesemani (Boeseman's rainbowfish), 3413 nucleotides. RefSeq names its product E3 ubiquitin-protein ligase TRIM35-like. Bases 255 to 1736 code for a protein of 493 amino acids. Lineage: Eukaryota; Metazoa; Chordata; Actinopteri; Atheriniformes; Melanotaeniidae. The transcript has a single exon. Gene Ontology annotation, molecular function: protein binding; zinc ion binding. The record is from RefSeq and is a predicted model, not a curated record.